Messenger RNA from Platichthys flesus (European flounder), 3895 nucleotides. It is a transcript of the gene enpp1, whose product is annotated as ectonucleotide pyrophosphatase/phosphodiesterase 1. The coding region runs from base 182 to 2587 and encodes 801 amino acids. Gene Ontology annotation, cellular component: cell surface. The transcript is spliced from 23 exons. The record is from RefSeq and is a predicted model, not a curated record. Lineage: Eukaryota; Metazoa; Chordata; Actinopteri; Pleuronectiformes; Pleuronectidae. Gene Ontology annotation, molecular function: nucleic acid binding; metal ion binding; dinucleotide phosphatase activity. Gene Ontology annotation, biological process: ATP metabolic process; nucleoside triphosphate catabolic process; inorganic diphosphate transport.
AGCUCAGUGAAGCUGCGGGACGAGAGGAGACCAGGCGGUGCUUCCCUUCUGCUCUGAUCCACUCACACUGCACACACACACACACACACACACACACCCACACACACACACACAGACACACGCACACACACACAUCCCUCAUUUCCUCAAACUGUGGCUGGACUCGGUCCUGUCCAGCAGCAUGGAAGUAUCCAAAGGAGAAGAGAGUGGGAAUGAAGCUCGAUCCACUUUAUUCGGGCCGACAGAGGUGGAGAGUCAGAGCAGGAGCCCUGGAGGAUGCAGGGGCUUGAGCAAGCGGACUAAAAUCCUCAUCGGGGUUCUGCUGCUCGGUCUCCUGGUGCUCAUCCUGGCUUUGGCCCUUUCUCGGAAAGGCUCCAAUAAUGAGACAGCAGACGGGACCAUGUGGCUGCAUGCAUUCUCCGAUGAAACUACGCAGCAACAGUGUCCACCUGGCUUCUCCAAGCCCCCCCUUAUCCUCGUGUCCUUGGACGGUUUCCGAGCCGAGUAUCUGACAAAGCAGAGCAGCCACCUCCCCGUUAUCAACAAGUUACGAGAGCUUGGAGCCACAACACCGUACAUGAGGCCCGUUUAUCCCACUAAGACUUUUCCAAACCACUACAGCAUUGUGACUGGCCUUUAUCCCGAGUCUCACGGGAUCGUGGACAACAAGAUGUACGACGUGACCCACAACGCUUUCUUCAGCUUGAAAAGUGAGGAGAAAUCCGACCCUAAGUGGUACCAAGGGGAGCCGAUCUGGAUCACUGCCAUGCAUCAGAAACUGAAAACAGGAACUUUUUUCUGGCCGGGCUCAGAUGUUAAAAUCAACGGCAGCUAUCCAAAUUUCUACAAGCUGUAUGACAGGACCAUUUCUUUUGAGGACAGAGUGGGGACGCUGAUUGAAUGGCUCAGUUUACCUGAAGGAAAAAGACCCGACCUCUACACUUUGUACCUGGAAGAACCUGACGCGUCAGGACAUAGGUAUGGGCCAGGAAGCAAAGAGGUCACUUUGGCCUUGGAGCAUGUGGACAGGAUAUUGGGAAUAAUGAUGGACGCCCUGACGGAGAAGAACCUGCACCACUGUGUCAACCUGAUGAUCAUGUCUGACCACGGCAUGGAGGAGGCUUCCUGUGACAAGGCAGAGUUUGUAUCAACCUACCAGGAAAACAUAGACGACUUCAAUGUCAUCCAAGGCCCGGCAGCUCGCAUCAGACCCGCUCGCCUCCCCGACGAUUACUUCUCCUUCGACUACGCCGGCCUGGUGAAGAACCUGUCGUGCAGGGCCGCUAACCAGUCCAUGAGGCCGUACCUCAAAGAGAACCUCCCGAAGAGGAUGCACUUCGCCAACAACAAGCGCAUAGAGAGAGGACAUCUGUACAUGAAGGAGGGCUGGCAGGCAGCUCGUUAUAUGAAGGAACUCAAGUACUGCACCGGAGGAUUCCACGGCUCAGAUAAUCUCUUCACCAACAUGCAGGCGAUCUUCAUCGGCUUUGGUCCCGGAUUCAACAGCAACACAGUCGUGCCACCUUUUGAAAACAUCGAAUUAUACAACGUCAUGUGUGAUCUCCUCGGUAUUCGUCCCUCUCCAAACAACGGGACUCACGGCAGUCUAAACCACCUCCUGUCACGUCCAUCGCACCUUCCAGUUCACCCAGCGCAGCUCUCCCAUGAAACCCCCUGCGAGGCCAGUGACCCCGUCCCCACUGACGACCUGCGGUGCACAUGCACAUCUCAAACAGAGACACAGGAGACGGAUAUGAACAGGCUUCUCAUGACAACUAAUUCCAGCACUAAAGUCCUGCUGCGUCGCCUCCACCAUCCUUUCGGGACGCCCCGGGUCGUCCAACCAGACGCCGCCUUCUGCCUCCUGCACCAAUCGGACUACCUCAGCGGAUACAGCAGGGACCGCCUCAUGCCCCUCUGGGUGUCCUACACCCUCCAGCCUCUGACCACAGUGCGACCGCUGAGCCCGGAGCUGGAGGCGUGUGUCCGAGCUGACGUGCGAGUCCCAGCGGCCGACAGCCAGCUGUGUUUCCCCGACAGAGAAGACCCGAGUCUGUCCUACGGCCUGCUGCAUCCCCCCAAUCUGAGCUCCCGUGGACCUGAGUCGGACUCUCUCCUCACGACCAACAUGGCUCCGAUGUUCCCCGCGUUUAAAGAUGUUUGGAGACAUUUCCACGACGUCCUGCUUCCAGUGUUUUCACAGCAGCUGAACGGAGUGAACGUUGUGAGCGGGCCCAUAUUUGAUGAUGACUUUGACGGAAACGUUGACGCGUUCAUAAGACGCUCGAGGAAUGAGACUCUCACCCCGACCCAUUUCUUCGUGAUCCUGACGAGCUGCGUGAACUCGGCCCUCAGCCCUUCUCAGUGCGAGGGCCCUCUGCAGACCCAGUCCUUCAUCCUGCCCCACCGACCCGACCACACCGAGAGCUGCGCGAAUGGGUCGGACAUGUCGUGGGUGGAGGAGUGGCUACGCUUCCACACCGCGCGGGUCCGAGACAUCGAGCUCCUGACGGGGCUGAGCUUCUACCACGACAGGCUUUCAGUGGAGGAGACGCUACAGCUCAAGACGUUUCUACAUAGCGCUUAAAACCAGAGACGUUUUUUUUUAUUGAAAUAAAGUUUUAAUCUCAGAGGGAAGCACAACAGGCCUCUGUCCACGGGGUCUCGCAGUAAACCUGCUCUCAGGGGCCAUGAAUCCCAACAAUGAGUUCCAUCCGUCUAUUUUUUAUUGUAAUGUCUGAUUCCAAAACAAAUUUUACAGUUAUUCAAUGUGUGAGAGUCACGUGUUUCAUUUUUUAGAGAUGAUUGUACAGAGAGUUUAAAUGAGCUUUGAACCAAAGACGCCAUCUGCCGCACUUCUUCAGUUGGGACUGAAACAAAAAAAAAAAAGGGAAACGUUUAUCCACGGAAGACGUAUUCAUACCACAGAUGAUUUCAGAGUCAGGUCUUUUUUUCUUUUUUUAGAAACACCGUGACGCUCUGGAGACUUUCCGGAAUCCUGCCACACAUCUGGAGAAGUGGAAAAACACCCAAAUGCUCUCGUAAUUGUUUUUGUAUUUUCUUUAUACUGUGCCAAUGUCGUUUUUUUGGUUUUGUAAAUUGUUUUUCUUGGUCGGUGACAUCCUUGAAGAGAUAAUUGUUCAGUCCAGUGUGUGAAUGUGUGCGUCCACAUGUGCAGUUUGUGUGUUUAUGGACGGAUAACGAGGCACAGACGUGUGAAAGGCUUCUGACGUCAGGACACCCAGACUGAAACAGACACAAAACGGCUUCAUACAACGUGGCUUCUCUGUGUCGGCUGUUGUGCGUCUCUUUGUGAGUUUGUGUGUCGUUUAAAACCUUUUUUUAUUGAUGUUAAACGCCGCCAAGGAUGAUGUGUUUUCACUCCUGUGCUUUUGUGUUUUUGUUCUCAGCUGAUUUCCUUGAAAUUUGUGGAAUUUCCCUUUUCUUUCUCUUAUUUCUUUCUUACUUUUCCUUUAUUCCUCUUUUUUUUCUUUUCAACAUUUUCACAGAUCUCCUAGGGGAAUCAUUCAUCGACUGAUAUGAACCCUUCUGAUGUUUGCAUCUCUUUCUCAAGGUUUUGUGUCUCUUUGUCGUCUUUUGUCUCUGUGGCUGUUUGCAUCUCUUUGUGGUCCUUCGUUCAUUCAGCAUCUCUUCUUUGGUCGUUAUACAUCUGUCAGUGGUCCCUUUGCAUGUCUGUGGUUGUGUCUUCAUACACCAACCUUAUUGUGUUCUGUGCCUCUGUGCAGUUUCUCUUGUGAGCACUGUGCAGGAGAAGCAAAGCUCUCAGGUGCUGCAGCUGAACUCCAGCAUCUGUACAUGACUAUGUGUUGUGUGCAAACGUGUAUUAUUUUUUAUUUGGAGUCGGAACAUAAUAAAGUUCAUAUGAUUUAGCGUU